CCCUCUUUGAAUCCUGGUGGAAGCCAGUCCUCAGAUGUGGUACUUUUGAACCACUGGAAAGUGAGGAACUUUGAAGUGCAUCGUGGUGACAUUGUGUCAUUGGUGUAA
Cricetulus griseus (Chinese hamster) is the source of this 108-nucleotide messenger RNA. NCBI's taxonomy places the organism in Eukaryota, Metazoa, Chordata, Mammalia, Rodentia, Cricetidae. The record is from RefSeq and is a predicted model, not a curated record.